Messenger RNA from Hypoxylon trugodes, 366 nucleotides. RefSeq lists its product as uncharacterized. The record is from RefSeq and is a predicted model, not a curated record. The coding region runs from base 1 to 366 and encodes 121 amino acids. The transcript is spliced from 3 exons. NCBI's taxonomy places the organism in Eukaryota, Fungi, Ascomycota, Sordariomycetes, Xylariales, Hypoxylaceae.
AUGGCCAGUGAGAACAGCGCUACCGUCCCUCAAGACGCUUCCGCCACCAAGGGCGUCGACGAGCCCGUCAAGGGAAAGGGUAAGGGGGCUGCGACUGAGGACCCCGUCGACACCACUAUGGAUGAGGACGACGAUGAUGAUGACGAUGAGGAAGAGGCUGAAGGCGGUGAUGAGGACGCUGACGACAACAUGGACGAGAUCGAUCUCAACAACAUUGUUCAGGGCGGUCGACGAACUCGAGGUCGCGUCAUCGACUGGGCCAAGGCUGCGCAGGACAACCCUGCCGAAGAUGACGAUGAUGAAGAUGAGGACGACUACGAGCCCGCCGGCGGCGAGGACGAUGGAGACAAGAUGGAGGAGGACUAG